GAAGAGGCUGGCAGCAGGGUCCAGAUCCCCUGGGCUCCUGCUGGCUUAACUCUCCCUUCCUGCCCUCUGCCUUCCCCAGAGGGGCUACAGAGGUCUGGAAACAUGUCUAUCCAUCACUGCCUCUCAUUCAUUUACUUCCUUACCCACCCACAGGAGGGGCCCUGGCCAGGUGCUCUCAGACCUGGGGCUGUUGUGUUUGUGGACAUCUAGGGCAUGAGGGGAGGAGCCUUUGCUACCAGAAUCCAGGUAGGGUAGGGGUCAGGGCUGCACAGGCCUGUCAGGCAAGAGUGGCCAACCUCCCAUGCCAGCCUAGGCUACCCAGCCACUCACUGUGGAGACCCUGUCCUGGGGCUGUGGCGAGGUGAAGUGCAGGAGCUAAGACAGGCCCCCAGAGGCUUCCCCAUGCCAUGGCCUCUGGUGAUACACUGUGUGGCCCUCAGACAGCUCUUUUCCCCUUCUGAGACUCUCCCCACCUGCUGGCUCCCAUAGCCCAGCAGUGACAGGCACCGAGCAGGAAUGAAGUGCCCCCCACUUCCUGGCCACCAGCAUGGAUUUGGACCAGUCUCCCUAUGACUCACUAACUGCUUCUUACAGCCCCACCUCAACCUUUGUGCUCUUCUCCUCACUCACAUGGAGACGUAUUCAGUGGGGCCACUUCCUUGGGCCUCCCAAAUUCCCAGGGUCUGUGACCCAAGUGCUCUCAGGGCACAGGAAUGGGCUGGGUUGUUAGCUGCCACUGUGGGGGGUGGGGAGUGUAUGUGUGUGUGUGUGUGUGGGGGGAGGGCUGGACCAGAAGCACCGGUUGGGCGGCCUAGGCCACUUCCUCUCUUUGUUGUCCCCAGCUUUCUUUUUCUUCUAAGACCUCACUUGAAGCAGUUCUGGAAUCACUGGCAAGACGCUGAGCCUGACCACUGCCAAGAUGAUCCUGAUACUGUUGCUCAGCCUUGGGGGGGCCCUAGGCUGGGGGCUGCUGGGAGCAUGGGCCCAGGGCCCCCGUACCACGUUCCCUGAUCCACACAGCCCCAGGCAGCCUGGGGUCUGGAGGGCAGAGGCUGAGGACAUCAACAGGGACCCCAUCAGACGUAACUGGUGCCCCUACCAGAAGUCCAGGCUGGUCACCUUCAUAGCUGCUUGCAAAAUGGAGAAAUUCCUCAUUCACUCACAGCAGCCAUGUCCACAGGGAGCUUUGGACUGCCAGAAAGUCAUGUACCGUGUGGCCCACAAGCCGGUGUACCAGGUCAAGCAGAAGGUGCUGGCCUCCGUGGCCUGGAGGUGCUGCCCAGGCUUUGCUGGCUCCGACUGCCAGCACCAUGAUCCUGCUGCAGUUCCUGAGCCUGCAGAUCCAGGUGAUGGCUUCCAGGAGCAUUGGGAUGGACCAGUUGGCUUUGAACCUGGCCACCCAGCUGCAGAGACUAGCAACAUCAUGGUGCCACAGGAACACCUGCUGAGAGAUCUCCAGAAUGACAUUCAUCACAUAAGCAACCUCACAGCUGAAAUGACCAAGGCAAAUCAGGCAGAUCUUGAGUUUCCUGGCAGAUCCUUGGAGCAAGUGCUGCAUUUCAGCCCCAUUUGGAGUAGCUUUAACCAAAGCCUGCACAGCCUCUCUGAGGCCAUAAGAAACCUAUCUGUUGAUGUUGAGGCCAACCGACAGGCAAUCAAGAAGGUCCAAGACAGCACUGUGCCCAGGACUGACUUCCAGGAGCUUGGUGCCAAAUUUGAGACCAAGGUCCAGGAGAAUGCCCAGAGAGUGGGCCAGCUGCAGCAGGCCGUGGAGGAGCGCCUGAACACCCAGAACCUUUCCCUGCAUCAUUCCCUUUCUGAGGUCCAGGCCAAUGUGGACACCAAGUUGAAGAGGCUCCUUAAGGCCCAGGAGCACCUGGGGUCCAAUGGCAGCUUGGUGGCAGCAGCAGCAGCAGGGGCUGGGGCAAGGCCGGAGCCAGAGAGCCUGCAGGCCAGAUUGGGCCAGCUACAGAGGAACCUCUCAGCACUGCACUUGGCCACCAGCCACAGGGAAGAGGAGUUACAGAGCAUCCUGGCAGACAUGAAGGCAACUCUUGCCCGGCACGUGGAAGAGAUCAGGGAGCUGUAUUCUGAAUCUGAUGAGACCUUCGAUCAGAUCAGCAAGGUGGAACAGCAGAUGGAGAAGCUGCAGGUGAACUACCAGGCGCUGCGUGAACUGCGAGUGAUGUUGAUAGAGAAGUCACUUAUCGUGGAGGAGAACAAAGUGGAGACUGACCGGCAGCUCCUGGAGCUCAACCUCACUCUCCAGCAUCUGCAGGGUGGCCACGCCGACCUCAUUAAGUACAUCAACGACUGCAACUGCCAGAAGCUCUCUUCUGGCCUGGACAUUGUCCAGGAGGGCCAUAGGAACACUAUGUACACCCUGCAGGACACCCAGGUGAGCCUGGACCAGAAGCCCCAGUGGGACAACUCCUCCCUGCAGGCCCUAAACCACACGGUGGCAGCCAUGUUGGGGGCGGUGGCUGAACUCCAGGCAGAAGGCGAGCAGGCUCGUGCUGACCGAGCACGGAUCCGGACCCAGCUUCAGGCGCUGAGCAGUGAGGUGGGCACGCUGAAGGCUGCCGAGGGCGAGCUCUGGCUUGAGGCCCGCCAGCUGCACAGCUCUUUUGCGGCCCUGAUGGAGGAUGCGCUCAGGCACGAGGCUGUGCUAACCGCACUCUUCGGCGAAGAGGUGACGAUGUCUGAGGAGGCACCUGGCCCGCUGCCCCUGCGCUAUGAGGAGAUCCGCACGGGCCUGCACGAUGCGGCCAGCGGGCUGCAUGAGCAGGCGCUUGGCUGGGCUGCGCUGGCUGCCAGGGUGUCAGCCCUGGAACAGGCGGCAGUGGGUGGCGGGCAGGGUCCAGAGCUCCUGGAGCCUAGCCACGAGGCGGCGCCAGAGGAGGCCGGUGGGACCAACCCCGCAGGACUGGCACCAGAACUCCAGCGCCUGAGCCCUGACAUUGAGCGGCUGGGGCCGUGCUGUGAGGCCUCCUGGGCUGCCAACCUCCACAGCUCCCUGGAGAGCCUCCACAGAGCGCUCUCCACCACCCAGCAAGGCCUGGAGCGCCAUCAGCAGCUCUUCCACAGCCUCUUUGGGAACUUCCAAGGGCUUGUGGCAGCCAAUGUCAGCCUAGAUCUGGGGAAAUUGCAGGCUAUACUGGGCAGGAAAGGUAAGAAGCAGCAAAAAGGUCUUGAAGCUUCCCAGAAGAGUAACAAGAAGCAAGUGGAACCUUUGGUCGACACCCUGGGAGCAGACCUCCGCAAGGCAGGGAUUGCUGUGGCCUUCUAUGCCAGCUUUUCAGAAGGGAUGGCCACUCUGCAGACAGUGAAGUUCAACACUACUUAUAUCAACAUUGGCAGCAGCUACUUCCCUGAAGAUGGCUAUUUCCAAGCCCCUGAGCGUGGGGUCUACCUGUUUGCAGUGAGCAUUGAAUUUGGCCCAGGGCCAGGCAGUGGGCAGCUGGUGUUUGGUCACCAUCAGACCUUUGUCAGUACCACUGAGGAGCACAGCGGUGGAAGCACAGCAACUACCUUUGCUAUGGCCGAGCUGCAAAAGGAUGACAGAGUGUGGUUUGAGUUAACCCAGGGAUCAGUAAUGAAGAGAAGCCCAUCAGGCACUGCAUUUGGGGGGUUCCUGGUGUUCAAGACCUGAACACGGGACACAGCUGACCAUACGUUGUGGACUUGUCCAGCUCUCUGUGGCCUGGGGCUCUGACCAGGGUUGGUCUGAAAACCAUCCAAGUUGGUUUCGGUAUUUCCUGGAAACCUGUGAAGACAAUGGGCCUCCCUCUAGAUGCACUGGGUUUGGGUAUUUCUUAGCAGUGAGGAGGGCUGGAUUCUCCUCUCUGGACCAGUGAGUGUGAAGCUUGGUUCGGGUGCCUUCUGAGGCAGCACAGCUUGGACUUGAGCUCUUUACUUCCCUGUAUACUCCAGCCUCUGGUAUUUGGCUCCUCCUGUGGUUGACAACUUCUGUACAACACUAAACCUUUUUCCCACUUCCUCAUAUCCCUAAUCUUAUGCUAGAAAAUCAUUCUUUCCCAGAAGGAAUCUGUUUAAAAUAGAGGUGCCAAUUUGGGUAAUACUGGAAACCACUCUCCAAUCACUACAGGGCAGCAGGAGAAAACCAAACUGGUCUCAGUCAGAAAUGAACACAAAGGCCUGGCUGAGUUAACCAAGGGCAAUGCAAUUAGCAUUUUUUCCUUAGUCUCAGUCCUUCCUUGAAUUUAUCUGUAACUUUAACUUCACUUCUUUCUCUCCUUGCCUCAUACAGGAUAAAGGCCAAGGCAUGCCAGACAUGAACUAAAAUGUAUAUAACUUCCCCCUUUUUACUUCAUCCAAUGUCUUGACCACCCUAAUUCAUAUUAGCAUCUCUCCCAGGAAGGGAACUGAGAGAGGAAGUGAAAGGAGACUGUAAAAAUCUCCUUCAAUUUCAUCAUCUCUGGAAUAAAACAAUGUCCUUGAAAUCUCUGCCUGGUUUACUUAUAGAGAGCAAAAGAUUUGGCAAAGUAGGCAGAAAUGUGGGACAGAAUAAAAACUAUUUGUGAUAAAUGUGACCUUCCUUCUCCUAGGCCAUAUUUUACUUCAAAAUUUUAGUUAAUUCUACAUAAAACACAGAGUCCUCCACAGUAGGUACUGACAUUAUAAUUGAAUUAGCACAGCUCAGGGUUGCAAUUAUUCCUGCAAUACCAAUAUAUGGUUUUCACAAAAUUGAAGGUCCUAGAGCAAACACGCUUGAGAGGGCAAUCAUCUAGUCGUCAAAAAAUGUUUUAUUUUUGUAGUAGGUGUUCAGUAUUUGUUGAAUAUAUUCUUCUUCAUAAGAAAAUCAGAUUGGGCUGGGUAAUGAAAAAGGACAGGAAUUGGUUGUCAAGGUUAACUAGGUUUCAGCCCUUCUCAUUUUUUCUAGGGAUAUUAAUUCAGACUGUCCCUCAGAAUUUAUGUACCACUAAGGUUGGUGUGCUCAAGGUGUUGCAACAUCAGUGUUAAAAGGAACAGUAUGCUAGGCCACUCUGCCACUGAUGGUUUGACUUUGGUCUAAAUCAUCUUGCUCUAUAGUAUGAGGUGGUUAGUCUAACAGCUCUUGCUUGACUCUCACCUACCUGCCCUUCCCUCUGGCCAGGGUCUCUUACCCAGCUCCUAGUUGCCAAGACCAAUUCUACCCCCAAGGCAUGAUGCAUGUGGGCCUCUCCUGACCAAGAUUGGAAGGGCAGUACUAGGUUACCCUUGCUGCUACAAAGACCACACUGUGUCUUCUUUCUGCUCAGUAUGGCUUUUAUUGGUGAGGCUGUACUGAUGACUAAGUGGAAACAUUAAAGUAAUGCAGUCUUAUCAUUUAAGAUUUUCACUUGGCAUGUACUGCACUUAAUAAGCAGAGUGAAGUGAAUUGAUCUCUAUAAAGGGCACCUGUCCUACAGUCCUCAUAAGGCUGGUGCUCUUGCAGAGGAAGAUUAUAUAUAGUUCUAACUGGUGAGCUCUGCCAGCAACACAAAUGAGUCACUCCAGCAAAGUUCCUGGGAUAACUAGAGAAGCAAUGGUUCUUUUAGACAGGGUGCUUCCCAUGCAAAUUUCACCAAAUCUUAAUAUCAAGUUUAAGUGCAAAUCUUCUGUUUUAACACUUCUAUAAUCAGGACUCCAGAUCAGCAUGAAUUCUGAAAUUUGAUAGAUUUCUUAUCUCCACUAAAGCCUCUAAUACCUCUGGGUGGAGACUUUUUCACUGCCUUCAAGUAGAUGCCCUGUUACCCCCAGGUCAAUGUUAAAACACCCUUCACUUAUAGCAUCCUGAACAAGAUGGCUACUGAGCGCAGAGUGGUAUCAUAUCUCCCCCAACUAGAUGGAAAAAAAUUCAAAAUAAUCACUGUAAAACAAGAAUGGGUACCAUAAGAAGAUCAGUAAGUUUUAGUAACUCCUAAAAAGUAGGAAUUAGAAAAAUAAAGCAGCAAUAGGAAAUCACAACCCCAAACAUUUGAGAGCAUUGGAGAAAUUAGAGUGAUUUUCAGGAGGGUCCCAAACUACCACUCAGUCCAUCGAACACUUGGGGGCGUCAGUGAAGGGGCGGUCAAGGAAGCAGACUGUCAGUCCUAAUAUCCUGGUCUGUGCUGAGCAGCUGGCAGCAGUGUCCUUUGUCUUCCAAUAGAGCCUUGCAGUUCAACCCAGAGCCCCAAGUCGGGGUAGUUGCUGACCCUCUGAAGGCAGGAAGCUCCCACACACUGACAAUGCUUGUAACCUUACUGAAAUCAAGAGCCAAGGGAGUCAAUCCAGAGAAAUCUCUAUAAAGUACAACAUAAUGUCAAAAUAACUCCUGAUCUUUUAUUUCAGUAACACCAUGAAGGGGGUACACCAUUCAUAAACAAUGUUUCUUAAAGCUCUCCUCUCCUCCCCUGAAGCUGCUCUGAUAUCCCAUGUUUAUCUUGAAAACAUCAAAAAUUUCUGAGCACCACCCCCCACCCUCCUCCAUCAAGAAGCUCCCCCAAACCUGGUUUGACAAGGACAAAACUCUUCGGGGUGGUGGGGUGCAUGAAGGAAGUAAAUAAAUGGAGUAAGGGAAAGCCUAGAUCCUCUUGAGUAGGCAAGAAGAACGGGAAGCAUUACUUAUAGUAUUUGCUCAAACAGCUAUUAUCCUCUCACUCCCUGGUU
Molecule: messenger RNA, 6630 nt
Organism: Phyllostomus discolor (pale spear-nosed bat)
Lineage: Eukaryota; Metazoa; Chordata; Mammalia; Chiroptera; Phyllostomidae
Gene: MMRN2
Product: multimerin 2
Exons: 7
Coding region: 920-3652 (910 amino acids)
Biological process (GO): negative regulation of cell migration involved in sprouting angiogenesis; negative regulation of vascular endothelial growth factor receptor signaling pathway
Molecular function (GO): protein binding
Source: RefSeq, a predicted model, not a curated record